AAGGUUUUUUUGGGGGGAGAGGGGGCACAGUGUUUGCAGCCCCCCGGUGGCACCGAGCCUGCCCCUCUUCUUUCCCCAGGGCAGGGAUGCCGUGCGUGAGGUGGAGGCACUGAUGGAGAGGAUGCAGCUGCUGCGGGACAGCCAGAGGGAGGAGGAGGGCGUCACGCAGGAGGAGAUGGCCACGCGCUUUGAGAUGGAGAAGACGGAGAGUUUGCUGGUGGCCCCAUCGGAUGUCACGGAGCACGCCCUGCAAUCCGGCAUGCUGUGCUUCGUGGAGGACCCCGAGUUUGGCUAUAAGGACUUCACGCGGCGCGGCGAGCAGGCACCCCCCACCUUCCGUGCUCAGGACUACACCUGGGAGGACCACGGCUUCUCCCUCAUCAACCGGCUGUACCCCGACGUGGGGCAGCUGCUGGAUGAGAAGUUCCAGGUUGUUUACAACCUGACCUACAACACCAUCGCCAUGCACUGCGGUGUCGACACCUCCAUGCUGCGCCGCGCCAUCUGGAAUUACGUGCACUGCGUCUUCGGCAUCCGGUGGGUCCUUCGUCUGCUCCCCAAACCCUGCAGCAGCCCCUGGGUUCAGCUGAGGGGGUUGUGGGUCUGGAAAUGGGUGCCCUGAUGGGUUGUGGCACAG
This is a messenger RNA of Meleagris gallopavo (turkey), 637 nucleotides long. The record is from RefSeq and is a predicted model, not a curated record. NCBI's taxonomy places the organism in Eukaryota, Metazoa, Chordata, Aves, Galliformes, Phasianidae.